CACAAGAAAAUUAAAAUGGUUAAUCUGUUUAAUAAUUUAAAUUAAACUGGUCUCCCUAGCUGCAGCACUAGCAAAAUGGCUAGGGUGUAAUUUUAUGUAAUUAAUGGCGAGUUUCCAUUACUAGGUGGUGGUCCAUGGAAAGGUUUGGAUUGAGCCUGGUGGGCUAUGGGCCAAUAAGUGUGAGGGCCAGUAUAAUAGAAAGAUGAGUGAUAAAGAGGAAAUUGAAAAAUCCUGUGCAGGAAGCGGAAUUAAUCAGAGACAGCAGCUUCAAAGGCCAAGAGCAAAGGGGGAGGUGAAGCAAUGGGGACUGAAUCUACUCCAAACUGAUUGGACCGCACCCCAAGAGAAAAAAAUGGAGAAUCUCCAGGAAUUACCUUAAUGUGUUCUAGUGAGAGGGGGCUGGUUGCCUAGGAAACACAGAAUUUAUUCUUGAGAGGGAUGGUAGGGAGAAGUAGGAAUGCACUAGUCAGAAGUGUACACUAGGUUGAGAAUCAGGAUGUCGAGAAAGGAACAUUCAGGAGAUAGCCAGUAACCAUACAUCCUGUGUUGAUUAGAGACAUGCUCUACCAACCAGAGCUGCUGGCCUCUUAUGCCAUGACUGAACCAGAAGACAGAGAGUAUACAUGGGAGAGGGGCCACUGUGGAUCCAGUAAACAGUGAAAAACCCCUCAGUAAGAAGCAACUCCCCAUGGGGCACAGUAUGGAAUGGGUAGUGCCCAACAGAUCUAUCCUGAGACUGUGAAACAGUAUUAAGGCAAGCCUAGCAUUUUUGUAUGGUCAAAGCAUUUCUACAAACAGGAACUGUUCUUAUCUCUGAUCUGACACUAACCUGCUUGGCUGACAGAGGCUUCCUGUUUUUACACCUUCAGUUUGCCAGCUGCCUGAUGGGUUGAUGCUGGCCCCUCUUCUAGAGGCUGAGAGAGGUAGUUCUGCUCCAUGCCUAACUCUUCUUGCCUUUUGCUGUAGGUGGGUCCUGCCUAUGGAUAUCACAGAAUUGCUAGAAACAGGAAGAGUGCAUUAAAAUGAGAGAGACAUGAACUAAAGCCAAACCCAAGCCAGGCUUAGCUGUAUGAAACAUGUCAGUAGCUAGCUCGGUGGUUUUUCUGAAUUAUCCACUUGGAGUGCCAGGUGCUGUUUGUGGGGCUCUCUGCCCCGAGAAGCUACCCUACACUGACAUACUGACUUGCUCCACAGCCAUGGAGCAACUGCCCCUGAAAAAAGCCUAUGCAGAUUAGGGAAGAGAGAGAAAACUGAGAAUGGCAACAAAGUUUCUAAGAACAUUGGAAGAAGAAGCCACAAGAGAGGUUUAUGUACAGUUGGAAGGUGACUAGAUGAGGGCAGGAGCAGCCCAAUAGCCUCUCCAGUGUUGUCUUAUAACUUCUGGCUGUUGUUUCAUCUAAGGAGAGAGUGCAUGUGUGUAAGUUUAGGCUGUCUUAGAAAAAGGAACGAUUUAGGAGGUCAGGGUGGUGGGGGCCUGCACUGCAAAGAUCCUAAAUCAGGCUAGGGCCGAUGCUUGUGGUGAGAGAGGAUGAUUGUGGAGGGGGAUGAUUGGGUGAUCAUGCAGCCAUUUCUGGUCUUCCUAUUAAUCAUUCUUAGCCCUAUUGGCAGGUAAAAGCCUCUUCAGCACUACUCUGGUUCUUCCAGGAGCUCACAGCCCUCUGGAGUUUCUACAUUUCAUUUAAGGUGCAGCUAGAACCUGGGCCAGGGCAGCUGACGGGAUUUACAGUAUAAAGAAGGAAGGGUGGUUCUGUGACUACCAUAGAGGAAUAAGCAAGUCAGGACCUGUAGGAUCUGUUCCCAGCUCUGCAAAUCACUCAGUGUGAGUUACCUUGAGCAAAUCAUGUUCCCCUCUGAGCCUCAGUUUCUCUGUUUGGUAAUGGUGUAACAAAUAUCUCCAGGGGCUGGGAGGCUAAAUUGAUGUGUUCCAGUCAAUGCAGAAUUUUAUUAAUAGCACUGGAGUUAUGCCUUCGUUGGCUGAGUCCCUCAUCUGUACUGGUCUCCCCAAUGGUCGAACCUUCCGGGGCUGAUGGUCCUGCUUGUACCUAGUCUGGGUCAACCAUGUACCCUGAGAGUCCCUGUUCCAUGCACAUGGGUCACAUGUUUAUUAGCCAUGAAUUUAUUGCUGCUUGAAUGAUCUGAACUUCUCCACACAGAAAUCACUCAGAGGGCAGUGUUCACUCAAAUCCCUUAAAGCCAUGGGAGCCAAUAUACCAGAAGUAGGCGCUAGUGAGACAGUUUCACCAGCAGAUGUCUCUCCAGCUCAAGCUAAAGUGGUAAGUAGAAAUGCCAGUAGCAGCCAGGGCCAGGUUUGAUGCCAAAAGCCUAGAGCUCCCAUCCCAUGAGGCCUACAGUGAAGAUAGCACUUAUAGCCUGUGAGGAGGCAGGGUGGGAGUAGAAGCCAGUUACAGGAAUAUUUCCUGCCUCUCAGUUUCAUAAAUCUCAGCACUCAGUCUGGCUUGGCUUCUGACAGGAAGCUCGGGAGGGGAGAGGAUAAUGGUGGCCAACAACAGUUGGAUUUAAAAAUUAACUUAUCACACUGUGUGAAAAGGUCCUUGGCUUUCACACUAGCUGGUUUGUGGGGGCUAAGGACUAGGCCAGCAGACAUAUAGGUCAUUGGAAGAUUGACUGAAGCACCUCUGUAUCCCUGCAGGUGGAGCUCAUCCAGGCUGAGCGCCAGUACAGCCUGAUGGAGAGCAGAACAAAAUCCCCUCCAUCUCCCAUCGCUGUGCUAGGGAGCAAGCAGGAGCAUGAUGCAGCCCAGCGGCGCCUCAUCUACUGUCGCCUGGAGCUGCGGAGCGUGUUGGAGGGCCUGCGGGAGCAACACCUUCUCCGGGAGGACACGGACCACAUGCUGAGAGCCCAGUUUACUGGUACAUGAUGGGGACAGGAAUUGAGGGACUGAGAAUACUAACCAGGAGCUCGCUGCCCUUUCAGAGACCAUGUGGUAAAUAACAGCAUUUGUCCUCCAGGGCCUCAGCUCACAUGGGAGUCAGUACAGUGAAGGGGCUGAGACCAGGCUCCAGCCUUGGGGAGAGCAGGCUGCUCCUGGCCUGUGAACAACACAUUUCUUCUCUAUACAGUUAGAUGUUGUCCCUCCCCCAUCAAUGGCAGAAACACAUGUGGGUUUUCCACCCACUUUGCCACCCCCUAUCCCUUGUGAGCACUAAGAAGAGGGCCUUGUAUUGACUAUGGCUCUGAAUAAACCCCAAGGAAUAUUCCCUCAUCUCUGCUCUCUGCCAUAAUGUGCAGUAGAAAAAAGUAGCUACUCUCUGCAGAUCCUUCAAACAAAAUAAGCCUCAGCCCAGAUUCUUUCACCCUACUCUCUGCCCCAUUCCCGAUACCCAUCUCUUUGCUUUAGCAGACUUGCAGCUUGAUUUGUGCUAUGAAGGAAGCCAGUGUGGGAGCUACCCAGCCACCAUGCGUAAUUUUGCUGUCUCACUUCACCUGUUCUCAGCCAAGGCCUACGAGUGUGAAGGCAGACAGAAUGACACCUGAGAACCAAUCAAAAGACAAGAUGCAUGCGAGGGUGCAUGAGCAUCAUCUGGAAGAAAAUGCACAGUCAACUUGGAAGAGGAAACGAGACCAUGAAGAACUGGAGAAUGAGCCACAAGCAAAAAGAUUGUUUCUGAGGAAAGCAGCCAAACCCCCAGGGAAAAUUGGCUGGGCUGAAGGUGGUUCCUUGUUCAGAAACACAGGGGUGCACUUCCAUCAGAUGGAGAGGCAGUGCAGCAUCAUCCACUACAUCUACCAGAACAUGCUGGGUGGCUCUAUCCGAGCACAGCUCAGGCAGUGUCUCCAGCUGCCCUUCGUGCGUUCUCUCUCAUCAUACCGCCUCUUCCGAACAGCAAGUCCCUUUGACAGGCGAGUGACAUGUCUGGAGUGGCAUCCAGCUCAUCCCAGCACCGUGGCUGUGGGUUCCAAAGGUGGAGAUAUAAUUCUCUGGGACUAUGAAGUACUGAAUAAAACCUGUUUCAUAAAAGGAAUGGGAGCUGGAGGGGCCAUCACAGGAAUGAAGUUUAACCCUUUUAAUCCUAGUCAGCUGUACACAUCGUCACUUGCUGGUACUACCACCCUACAGGAUUUUACUGGCAAUACACUCCGGGUCUUCACCAGCACCAAGGACUGGGAUUUCUGGUACUGCAGUGUUGAUGUGUCUGGAAGCUGCCGGUCUGUGGUGACAGGCGAUAAUGUGGGUAACGUGGUCCUGCUCAGCACGGGUGGUGAAAAGAUUUGGAAACUGAAAUUACACAAGAAGAAAGUGACUCACGUGGAGUUUAACUCUCGCUGUGAUUGGCUCUUGGCUACAGCUUCUGUGGACCAGACAGUCAAAAUCUGGGACCUGAGAAACAUCAAAGACAAGUCAAGUUUCCUUCAUAUGCUGCCUCAUGACAAACCUGUGAAUGCUGCUUACUUCAGCCCAACGGAUGGUGCUAAGCUCCUGACUACAGACCAGCACAGUGAGAUCCGAGUCUAUGCAUCUUCAGACUGGACUAAACUACAGCAUCUGAUCCCACAUCCACAUCGGCAGUUCCAGCACCUUACACCUAUCAAGGCAACAUGGCAUCCACGUUAUGACCUCAUUGUGGCUGGACGCUACCCAGACCCUAAGUUUCCAGGAUACACAGAGGAUGAGUUGCGGACUGUUGAUAUAUUUGAUGGAAACACUGGAGAGAUGGUGUGCCAGCUCUAUGACCCAAAUGCAUCUGGCAUUAUCUCGCUCAAUAAGUUUAAUCCUAUGGGAGAUACACUGGCCUCUGGUAUGGGCUUUAACAUUCUGAUCUGGAGUCGGGAAGAGAUGGUGACCAAGAAACAGGAGCAUCUCUUGAAAGCUAUGACAGAACAGGGAGUUAGAAGCAGGAGUUUGUCCAGAUCUGGGCUGCGGAAGAAAUCAAACUCAGGUGCAAGCAAACUCAAAACCAAGCUGCUUGCUCUGGAACUAGAGGGGACUAAAACAAAGGGCAAAGAUCCCAAAUCAAAGGGCAGGAAGUAGAAGAAUCUGGAGGAUUGAACAGGCUUCUCCAGGCUUUCUAGAUCAUGCUGGACAAAUCUAUUAUGAGGGGCACCUAGCCUGCUUUGUCCUUGUUUAGUAGGGAGUCACUGCUUGUAUUCUCUGCUUUCCCCUCUAGGGGGUGGUGUCAUUGCUUAACUCCUCCUACUUGGGUGACACUUUAUCAAGCACUAUGGGAGCCUGAAUGUCAGCAUGCCCUGUGUUGGCAUUCAUUUAAUUGGACCACACAAAGACCAGCAUUAUGCUUAUACGCUAUUCUUGUUCUUUAAUUUCAGUCAUGGGAUGUGAGGUUAAUGUGGGAGCAGUCAGGGCUGAGCCGUUGCUGUAGUUCAUAUUUUCAGAGCUUUAAUCUCUCUCCUUGCAGUGCAACAGCUAGCUGUUUUCAGUCAUGUACCCCAAAAUGUGGGGAUAGGUGUUCUCAAAGUGGGACCUAAAGGUUAUCUGUUACACUUUUCUCACAGAACUACAUCUCGGCUCCUGUUAACCUAGAAGUUUUUAUGUUUGAAAGUUAGCUUGUUUACAAAGCUGCCUGGGGCAUAGUUGGAAUAUCUGUCCUCCCCAAUACUGCUGGGAGACUCUGUUAAUGUCAUGCUGUUUAUAACAUUCAAGUGUUAAUAAAAUUUUGUUUAGAACAGGCUUUCUUCCUUGGGAGUGACCAUCUUAGGGGGUUUGUUGAAUUGCCUAUUGGGUGUGAGGGGUUCUUGAGCCCACCUCAGCAGGAGUCGCAGACAGCUGGCAAGUAUGUGUUAAUGUUAUUCCUACAAAGCAUUCUUGUGAAAUAAGAUGAAUUCACUUACAAACUAAAGUAUCUGAUUUUGUAGGGUAGCAGGAAACACAUGAAAAGAAGCAUAACACUUAAAAUGACUGCUGCUCUGCCCCUGCUGUGGGUUGUUCAUAUUGGGCUUGCUCCUUUCUCUCUUUUUGCCCUUUUGUCCUGUGAAAAGGUAAAUGUUGAAAUAGGCUCUGCCUUUAAUAUGGGAGCUAAUUGACCUAGGCUUCUGUGAGCCCUUAUAGCAGAAAGAGUAGCAGGAGCCUGGUCUCAAUUUGAUUUUAAUGAAGAAAAGGCAAGAGGUAACAAAACAAUUACAGAAACUCAUUCAGACAGAAGGUCUAAAUCACGAUAGAUGCCUUUCCUCCAUGUGUGCAAAAUCUGCUGCUUUUAAAAAUAGCCCCUCCUUCUGCUACACAGGCCCCUGUGAAGACACUGCCUUGUACCUUUCCCUUUCAGUCCUGUGCUGAGGAGCAGCUGCUUGUUCUUUGAAACUGUGUUUGGCUUAAGAGAACUAAGAUGUAUCUCCAAGUCAGAAACAGGUGAGGCAGUUGCUGAGAGCAGCAGGCUGCUUCUGCUGCCAGUUAAAUUUCCCAUGCUGGUAGCAGCUCAUAAAAAUCCCCAAGAAGAAGUGGAGGGAAAGAAAAGGAAGCCUCCUAGUAGCCUCUGCUGCCAGGAAGGGAAGGGAAGGCGACCAGAAAAAGGAACUAAAACUGGGAAGUGAAUGUGCAGCAUCACCCUAUGACAAGUCAGCUUCUGGUGCCUGCUGCAAUCUCACUCUUCAUCAGAAACUAUAGUGGAGAAAGCGGAGGGCAGAAGUUGAUGACUGGUAGGCAUCAGUAGUCCCCAUACCAGCUGUAGUCUGCAAGGCAAUGCCUGCAACCUCUACUCAGUUGGCCUAAGAAAAAGUCACCUUUUAGAAGAUCCAGGUGUUUCAUCCUGACAGGUGAACAGGGAUACAGGGUCACUUAAAUGUCCCAGCCAUUAAGUUGAGCAUUUGUUUUUUAAAAUACACCAAUAGUGGGGGAUUAUGAAAAACCAGCAAGUUUGCCUCCUGUCCCAGUUUUGCUACAUAGUCUUUUGCUGCACUGUAACAUUUUCUGCCUGCCAUGCACACUUCCUUGGCUCACAGUCCACAUCUGUCCCCAUCGUGUAGUACAGGGUCUGUAGCUAUAGGCAGCCUUGGGCAAUCACAACACGGGGAGGUCAGAACAAAAGGCUGUAAGUUUAGAGAGAGAUCCACAAUUUCAUAACCACACCCAAUUAUAGCUCCACAAAUUAGGAGUAUGAAUGCAAUUAAAGUUCAGGGAGCAGGUAAGGUGCAUUCUACUUUGUACAGCAUUGCACAACAGCCUAGGUGCAUGAUAAAGCUGAAGGAUCAGAAAUUGGGUAUCAUAUUGGCUAAUCCAUAUAACAAAGUCCACUGAUACCUGGAACUUCUUCAACCUACCCAUGGGCUGGGUUCAAAGGCAGGUUUACAAUCCUACCUGGACUUAAGGCCCUUCUUUCCAGUCAGAAAGAAUUGGGAAGGAGUGGCUAGGUGCCAGGAGCAAUUCAGUAGUGGAGAACACCCUCCCGCAAAACCUUUUAUGCAACCAGCCAGUGAUCUCCAGCAACUACAUUUUCUUGGAAAGUAGAUGAGGAUUCAGCUACUACCCAGCUGGUAUGUGUUGGGGGGCUGUGGUCCAGGUCCAGCCUUCGCACAGUAAUCAGCCCAAUGGCCCAGAACAAAGUGCUCAAAUCAGACUGGGAAUCACACCGAAAUGAAAU
This is a messenger RNA of Pelodiscus sinensis (Chinese soft-shelled turtle), 7547 nucleotides long. NCBI's taxonomy places the organism in Eukaryota, Metazoa, Chordata, Testudines, Trionychidae. The record is from RefSeq and is a predicted model, not a curated record.